This is a messenger RNA of Fraxinus pennsylvanica, 783 nucleotides long. Lineage: Eukaryota; Viridiplantae; Streptophyta; Magnoliopsida; Lamiales; Oleaceae. The record is from the annotation of a GenBank genome assembly.
AUGGUGGGCGUUGGAUACAGCUGCAGCUGCUUGUACUUCUCUUCGCAUCCCACUGUUUCGCGAUUCUCUUCAACAAGCACGAAGAACGCAAUAUCUGCAGGCAAUCCCAUCUGGGCCUCAACCAAUUCCUUCAAAUUCACACAAAUUUCUUGCAAACUUCCCGAGAGUGCAAAUAAAGGGAUCACAACCAGCAGGAAAAUGGAAGAUUAUAACGUAGCAAUGAAGAGAACGAUGAGGAACCCAUAUGAGUAUCAUCACGAUCUCGGAAUGAACUAUACUUUGAUAACUGAAAAUCUGAUUGUUGGAUCCCAACCUCAGAAAGUUGAAGACAUAAAUCAUCUGAAAGAGGACCAGAACGUCAGUUAUAUUCUCAACUUGCAGCAGGACGGAGACGUAGAAUAUUGGGGAAUCGACCUACCUUCUAUAAUAGAACGAUGCAAGGAACUCGGAAUCCGUCACAUGAGAAGGCCUGCAAGAGAUUUUGAUCCAGAUUCCUUAAGAAGUGGAUUACCGAAAGCUGUUUCCUCACUUGAAUGGGCAAUAUCAGAAGGCAAUGGACGAGCAUAUGUUCAUUGUACUGCUGGAUUAGGAAGGGCACCAGCUGUUGCAAUCGCUUACAUGUUCUGGUUCUGCAAUAUGGACCUUAACACGGCAUAUGAUACACUCACUUCAAAGAGACCCUGUGAAAACUUAUUCAAGAUCGUGUCCGCGCCCUUCGUGGGACUUGAGAACACUGAUGUAGAUCCGGCAAGCAAUGAAGUGUUUUGUGGAGUUGGAAGCUAA